Molecule: messenger RNA, 1942 nt
Organism: Austrofundulus limnaeus
Lineage: Eukaryota; Metazoa; Chordata; Actinopteri; Cyprinodontiformes; Rivulidae
Gene: gpr63
Product: G protein-coupled receptor 63
Exons: 2
Coding region: 480-1610 (376 amino acids)
Biological process (GO): G protein-coupled receptor signaling pathway
Cellular component (GO): membrane
Molecular function (GO): G protein-coupled receptor activity
Source: RefSeq, a predicted model, not a curated record
ACUUAUUUUGAAAGUCUGAAGCGGAAGUGUUGUCGUUCCCGUUGUUCCGGUGAGAGCAGAGAUUUGAGUUUUGGAAAGUGGACUCGUUCGGUUCUGAUACCGCUCGGUUUAUCCGGAGAAAGAAAGAGGUUUGGAAUAAAAGCUGCUGUCGRAACCAGGAGCUCCUCUCGGCUCGGUUCGGUUCGGUAGGUGUUGUGGUCCCGGUGAUAACAGCAAGGUUCGGUUCGGACCCACGGUGGAGGAUGAGAUGUUCUGUUUGGACCCUGAGCUCCAACAUGUGAGGAUGAAGCAGGUUAGCCCCCCUGUGAGGUCUACAUCCUGAUGCUCAGAGGGGACGUGUCUCUGUCCACAGCAUCACCUGUCCUCUGAUGAUGCAUCUUCACCCAGGAGAAGACUGGUUCCUUCCCUCUCUGAAGCGGGGGGCAUCCCCCCCGCUCACUCCCACCUCAGGGGGCUUCUGAACCUCCAGAGACCCCCUGAUGGAGAACCCCCUCGUGACAAACGUGUCCCUGGGCUCCGGGUCCACACCUCAGCCGGUCACGCCAACUGCCCGAGCCCCAGAGGUCCUGCAGGGUGUCGGCCUGCCCCUGCAGGUGUUCUUCAGCCUGGCCAUGGUGGCCAUCUUGCUGGUGUCUCUGGCGGGAAACGUGGUGGUCUGCCUGAUGGUGUACCAGAGGUCCGCCAUGCGCUCYGCCAUCAACAUUCUCCUGGCCAGCCUGGCGUUUGCAGACAUGAUGCUGGCCGUCCUCAACAUGCCCUUCGCUCUGGUCACGGUCCUGAGCACGCGCUGGAUGUUUGGAGACGUGUUCUGUCGCCUGUCGGCCAUGUUCUUCUGGUUCUUUGUGAUGGAGGGCGUGGCCGUGCUGCUGAUCAUCAGCAUCGACCGCUUCCUGAUCAUCGUCCAGAAACAGGACAAGCUGAGCCCGCAGAGAGCCAAGCUGCUCCUGGUGGUCACCUGGGGACUCUCCUUCGUUUUCUCCUUCCCUCUGGCGCUGGGCGCGCCCCCYCUGCCGCUGCCGCCCCGCGCUCCUCAGUGUGUCUUUGGUUACAGCUCCAGCCCCGGAUACCACGCCUACGUGCUCCUCCUCAUGCUGCUUUUCUUCUUCAUCCCCUUCAUGGCCAUGCUCUACACCUUCAUGGGGAUCCUGAACACCAUCCGCCACAACGCCGUCCGGAUCCACAGCCACCCAGACGGCCUGUGUCUGAGCCAGGCCAGCAAACUGGGUCUGCUGAGCCUGCAGAGGCCUUUCCAAAUGAACAUAGACAUGAGCUUCAAGACCCGUGCCUUCACCACCAUCCUCAUCCUCUUCUCUGUGUUUACAGUGUGCUGGGCGCCCUUUACAGCCUACAGCCUGGUGGCCACCUUCAGCGCCCGCUUUUACCAGAAAGACAGCUUUUUUCAGGUCAGCACCUGGCUGCUGUGGUUGUGCUACCUCAAGUCAGCCCUCAACCCUCUCAUCUACUACUGGAGAAUCAAGAAGUUUCGCGAUGCCUGCCUCGACCUGAUGCCUAAAUACUUCAAGUUUCUUCCUCAGCUGCCGGGCAACAGCAAGAGGCGCAUCCAGCCCAGCGCCGUGUACGUCUGCGGAGAGCACCGCUCUGUGGUUUAAAGUUAGACGAAUAACUCCUGAACACUGGUGAAACACACUCUGACCCCAGGAACCAUCACAGACCUGCUCGGACUGGUUCAUGUGUCCCUGGCUGCCACUGAUGGAGCCGUGUUAAAACAACGCCGCUGRUGGAGGAGUCUCCAAAGUGUCCCGAGCUUUCCUCACAUGAAGCUCAGACACUAAUGUUUCCUCACAGAUUGGUCCUGAUGUCUGGAACAGACUCAGGGCAUCCAUCCAGUGAUUCAAUGAUUAAUGAUCAGGAUGUCCCGAUCCGGAUGUUUUGGCUCCCGAUACAAUCAGAUUUUUUUAAUGAAUAGUCUUUCUGAUACCGA